Messenger RNA from Salvelinus sp. IW2-2015, 858 nucleotides. NCBI's taxonomy places the organism in Eukaryota, Metazoa, Chordata, Actinopteri, Salmoniformes, Salmonidae. The record is from RefSeq and is a predicted model, not a curated record.
AUGAACCAAGACACUUUGGGGACAGAGGAAGGGAACACAGUGAACACCAAAUAUGACCUGCCCUGGCAGAUGAGGAUGAAGUUUAACAACCAGCUGAAUACAUUGGAUCUGUACACCCUCAACAACACACACACCAAUAUCCCCAAGAUCAGGGAGGGACGACUGGCAGCACAGAUACACUUCUGGGCAGCAUAUGUACCAUGUGAGACUCAGUACAAAAAUGCCGCCAGACAAAUUCUUGAGCAGAUUGACGUCAUCCACAGAAUGUGUAUGAAAUACCCAGAAGCCUUCAUGUUUGCUACCAGCAGCAAAGAUAUCAUGGAUGCCUUUAGUCAGAACAGGACGGCCAGUCUGAUCGGGGUGGAAGGAGGACACUCUUUGGACAGCAGCCUGGGCACCCUGCGCACCAAGUACCACUCGGGGGUCCGCUACCUCACCCUUACCCACAGCUGCAACACACCAUGGGCAGAUAAUUGGCUAGUGGAUUCGGGAGCCAAGUCAUCGCAGCACAAUGGACUUUCUGAGUUUGGAAAGCAACUGAUAUUUGAGAUGAACCGCAUUGGGAUGUUGAUUGACUUGGCCCACGUGUCAGAGAAAGUGAUGAACCAGGUUCUAGACCUGUCCAAAGCGCCAGUCAUCUUCAGCCACUCCUCUGCCUACACUGUGUGCCCACACAAGAGGAACGUGCCUGACAACGUCCUGAGGAAGGUGGUGAGUGAAAGGGGAGAGGGGGUCUCGGAGUUUCUGGAGGAUGUGUCUAAGGACCCUGCUCUGGKGGCAGAGCUGCUGAGUGUGUUCAGAGAGGUGGAGCAUGUACGAGACAGCCAGAUGAUCUUCCCAUCCAUUAUGAAGAAGUGA